Molecule: messenger RNA, 1053 nt
Organism: Leptosia nina
Lineage: Eukaryota; Metazoa; Arthropoda; Insecta; Lepidoptera; Pieridae
Source: the annotation of a GenBank genome assembly
AUGGGUAUAAAAAUGUUAACACUAGUUCUACGCUUAGAGAAUUUGUUCUGCGUAUUUCGUAACUACUAUUUCUUUACGAGAAAACACCGCAUCAUAACAAACAUAAGAUCGCUUUUGGAGAUAGCGUUCAUGCUUAUCUCUGUGUACUUACUGCUCUACUUGAGCCAGUUGACCAAACUGUCCUCGACCGUCACCUUCUCCUUGUCGAUCAUUAAUUCGUUAAUGACGAUGGUGUCUGCUAGAUGGUACGCGAGACCAUUCAAACGACUCUUAGACUACAUCAACAUUAACCACAAUUAUUUUUCUCAAGACAAAAUAUACUUGAAGGCCUUAGAAAAACAUUACACAAUGUUGAAAGUACUGGCGUUUUGCUAUGGAUUGAUAGGCGUGAGUCUUUUCGUUUUUCGAAGAUUGGAUUCAGAAGUCACCUUCGAAAGAUUUAUUAAAGGCCAAUAUGCUGUAUUCUUCACAAAUGUUAUAUUACUUAAUGCUAGAUAUUACAUAGAAUAUGUCGUAUUUUAUGCCGUCUUAGUAGUACUAACUGAACACGUUAGAUGUCUCUCGCGUCGUAUUCAAGAGGAUGUGGAAGUGUAUGAAAAAGACGAGGGUAGAAUUGAAGAACAUAGUAUGAGAAUGCAAAUGGAGAAGUUCGAGCAAUGGACGAAGAUUUACACUAAUGUAAAGGAGGGUUCUAAUUUGUUCAAUCACAUUUUUGGGGUUCAGGGUGCGUGCGGAACAACACCAACAAUAUUAUUCUACUCUCUGAAGUUUUUUCUUUAUAUCCUUGCUCUAUUCAUGUUGUCACGUAGUGCGUUCGAACUUCGGUCAUCUGCUGACUGGCUACGGCGAGAUCUUGUCAAACUAUUGAUAUAUUGUCCUAUAGACCAACCAUCGCACAGAGCCACUAAAGAUCUACUACGCCUUGUCGCGACUAGAACUCUGUGCACGCGCGCAUAUGGUUCGCUACCUAUAGACAUGACACUACUGCCAUCUAGUGUCAUGUUGUUCACUUCGUACACUGUCAUCGCAUUGCAGUUCAAUAACGUGGUUUAG